Messenger RNA from Pomacea canaliculata, 1572 nucleotides. Its product is annotated as placenta-specific gene 8 protein-like. Bases 254 to 772 code for a protein of 172 amino acids. The record is from RefSeq and is a predicted model, not a curated record. The transcript is spliced from 5 exons. Lineage: Eukaryota; Metazoa; Mollusca; Gastropoda; Architaenioglossa; Ampullariidae.
CACUUGUGUAUUCCCGUAUUUUUCAGCAAAAGAAAAGCGCACAGCGGAGUCACGUGACCAUGCGCGCGCACCACCAGUGGCAGACGACAGUCUCGCUGUUUCCAGAGUUCCAUCUAUCAUCGUUCUUGUCGCGAAAGUCCUCCUGAAGUAUACGACUGAAGCUGAACCCAAGCAAAAGAAUUUGGACUGAGAUAGAAGCUGGUGCUGAAUAUUUGUUUUUCCCAGACAGAAAACUCCUUUUGCCAGACAUCAAAUGGACAGCAACAAAGUUACAGCUAUGCCUGUGGCAAGUUACGCCUACAGCAGCAACGAUAGCCAGAGUGCCUUUGGUCCCCCCAGCUACGACAGCUACAACAGUUACAACACGUUCGCCUCCCCUUACGGCCACGUGCCUGUGGUGACGCCACCAGCGCCCGUGCACCACACCAUGGUGGUGGUGAAUCAAGUCGCUCCCCAGACACUGGUGCCAGGCAGGAGAACGUGGGGCUCCGGACUCUACGGCUGCUGCGAGGACGUCGGCGUCUGUUUGUGCGCAACCUUCCUGACGUACUGCGCGGCCGCGAAGCUGGCUCAGGACCUGGGCGAGAACUGCUGUGUUCCCUUCUGCGUCCCCGGGUGGCUCGUUGUUCUCAGGACCAAAUUCAGGACUCAAAUGAACAUCGAGGGGUCGGUGUGUAACGACUGCCUAGUGACGAGCUGUUGCGGCAUGUGCGCGAUGUGUCAGCUGAUGAGGGAGGUCAACAUGGCGCGCCAAUCGGGUCAACUACCCUGAUGGACGCGGCCACCCGCCAGUCACCAGCCCCUCACCUGCUCUACCUGCACUUCCGUCUACAAGUCUGUCAGCACGAAGGACGGUGUGUAGCAAAUCUCCUUGACAUUCCCUUGCACCCCGAAAGUCUCCGUAGUCUGCGAUAAAGUCGUUCGGGUGGAUGUGCUGGUCCAUGUGGCUGUGGUCGCUCACGAAGAUGUAGAUCUCCUCCUGCACAGUAACUCAAGCAUGCUGCAAGUUCAACCGAGUAAAGCGUACGACUCAUUUAAAAUGAAUGUGAGUCAGGAGAAAACUUUUCCCAUGGCGAAUAUUUUAUUUGUUUUCUAAAAUUUCUGUGAUGAAAGAAAAAUCGAAUUAAAAAAUAAACUCAACUUUUGUGUGUUCCUGCUUUGUAGUUAAUAGCAAUACUACUUAUAUAUGUACAUCCUCAUGUUCCUAUGCUGCUUUACUUCUUAGGGUAAGUAUAUCCAUCUUAUUGGCCACAUACACUAGCACUCUUGCACCGCUACUACGGAGAUUUUACAGGGUGAGGCGAAGUCUAUGUUUCGUGUUGGCAGAAGGUAGAGAUUGCAAAAGGUAGAGCACAUGGCUAACCCUGAAAUGUGAAGCAAUAAAGAGGUUAAGCUGAUUUCGUAGACAGCCUUCUGGUCGUUCUAGAAACUGUUCCAACGGCGAGAAACGUCAAUGAUGUAGCAUAUGUGACCGUCUGGGUGGUCUUUUGAAUGAAUCGUCUGUGCAAGAUAAAACACAUCUUUAAAUUAACAAUGCUGACUUAAAAAAAAAAAAAAACUGCAUCUUACCAU